Fopius arisanus is the source of this 1817-nucleotide messenger RNA. RefSeq names its product annexin B9. Gene Ontology annotation, cellular component: cytoplasm. The record is from RefSeq and is a predicted model, not a curated record. The coding region runs from base 123 to 1097 and encodes 324 amino acids. Gene Ontology annotation, molecular function: calcium ion binding; calcium-dependent phospholipid binding. The transcript is spliced from 8 exons. NCBI's taxonomy places the organism in Eukaryota, Metazoa, Arthropoda, Insecta, Hymenoptera, Braconidae.
UCUCUCGGGUGUUGGCAGAAUCCGUUUUUCCAGUUCAAGUUGGGAUUGGCCAGCGGUUACUCGAGUAACGGAUCCGAAGAGUUCUUGUGUAUUUCACAAUAAUCCAAUUGUAGAGCAUAAUUAUGGCAGCCCAUCAGUACUACCACGUGCAGUGCACCCCGACAGUCUACCCGGCGGAGCCAUUUGACCCAGAAAAUGACGCCCAAAUGCUGCGUACCGCAAUGAAGGGCUUCGGAACCGACGAGCAGACAAUUAUCGACGUCCUGGCACAUCGUGGAAUAGUCCAGCGUCUGGAGAUUGCCGAUCAAUUCAAGACAAUGUUCGGUAAAGACUUGAUAUCCGACCUGAAGUCCGAACUCGGUGGAAAUUUUGAGAAUGCCAUAGUCGCCCUGAUGACACCCCUUCCUGAAUUUUUCGCUCGCGAGAUCCACAACGCAAUAUCUGGAAUGGGAACCGACGAGGAGACCAUCAUCGAGGUUCUCGCCUCCCUCAGCAAUUAUGGAAUCAAAACCAUUUCAGCUGUUUACAAAGACCUAUUCGAAAAUGACCUGGAGGAAGAUCUCAAAGGAGACACUUCUGGACACUUCAAGCGUCUGCUCGUGUCGCUGUCAACUGCAAAUCGAGAUGAAGAUCCUGAUGUGGAUGAGAGAGCAGCACUCGAGGAAGCUGAGAGGCUGUUCCAGGCUGGCGAGGGCCAAUGGGGAACUGACGAGAGCACCUUCAACGCUAUCUUGAUAACCAAGAGUUUUCCCCAGCUUCGCAGAAUUUUUUACGAGUACGAGAGGAUCUCCGGGAAUAGUCUUGAGGACGCCAUCAGGAGGGAAUUCUCUGGCUCCCUCGAGGAUGGAUAUCUUGCAGUUGUGAAAUGCGCCAGAGACAAGACCGCGUAUUUCGCGGAGAGACUGCAUAAGGCGAUGUCAGGAAUGGGCACCAAUGACUCCACCCUGAUCCGAAUAAUCGUCUCUCGUUCUGAGAUCGAUCUGGGGGACAUCAAAGAAGUCUACCAGAGAAUCUACGGAAAUUCUCUCGCUGCAGGCAUCGACAGUGACACGUCUGGUGACUACAAGAGACUCUUGCUUGCUUUGACUGGCCAAUAAACAUCCACAUUACUAUUAUUUUCAUAUUCACGUUGUGUCUAAUCCUCUGAGAAUUUAUUUAUUCACUGAGCGACUGCAGCGAUGAUUUCAAAAGCCUUCUGUUAGGCUUGAUUCAUUAAAACGCAUUAAAUUACUUUAACGAGUUUGUGUAAUAAAAAGAAGAGGAAAUAGUUAAUUAAGAAUUCUAAUUUGCUGUUAUGUUGCCACUCACGCAUGCCGAAUAGAUUACUCGUGGGAUUGAUAACAGACAUUACAAUUUCCCGUAUAUUUUUUUAAUUAACUAAUGAGUGCGACUUAUCGACUCGGAUGUGUUUAUUUUCCAGGAUGAUUGUAAUGCCGCGUGUAAAAAACUCCUUAUCGCACUCCUCAACUGAAUGGAAGCUAUUAAAAUGAGAGAUCCAACAGACAGUAACAAAGCAUUUAUUAUAAAAUCAUCAACACAAAAUAUGAACUCAUUAAUUCGCUAUCUAAACAUUAAAAUUACUGAAUUCGACAGCACUCCUUUGAAAUUUCCUAAAUAUCUCGGCAUCCAAGCGAGCUAUCGAAAAUUUUGUAACGACCUUUUCUCUAGGUCUUAAUCAGCUUUACAAAAAAGGCUCCACGAAAAUUUUCGGUAUCCGCCCUAAAUUCCGAGAUUUCCACGGAAAACUGAUCAACAGCCAGAAUCGAUGUGAGUAACUCCCCGUGAAUUCAUGAUUAUCGAUCAAUAUCUCGGGAUUU